Molecule: messenger RNA, 5213 nt
Organism: Haplochromis burtoni (Burton's mouthbrooder)
Lineage: Eukaryota; Metazoa; Chordata; Actinopteri; Cichliformes; Cichlidae
Gene: polm
Product: polymerase (DNA directed), mu
Exons: 11
Coding region: 322-1914 (530 amino acids)
Biological process (GO): double-strand break repair via nonhomologous end joining
Cellular component (GO): nucleus
Molecular function (GO): DNA-directed DNA polymerase activity; DNA binding
Source: RefSeq, a predicted model, not a curated record
UUAUUUUGGUAGUGCACAGGAGGAGUGACGAGACACCGGUGCAGCAGCUACACAGCUGCAUCCGGUCGCAGUCAUUCACGUUUGUUACUGAAAUUGGGGUUCUUUCCCCACAAACCUACCUCACAGCUUAAACCUCACCCAGUGAGUCAGGUUCAUUCAUGUAGGUUACAGUGUCGUAUGUUUUGAAAUUGUAAUUUUAUCAAAAAUAGUUAAAGAAAAAGACAAGCUAGGAGAACAAACGUCAUGAACUUGUGACUAAAGUGAACCGGACCUGGUGUCAAACUACCCAGUGAGUUCUAUUAAAUAGUUUUGUUGUGUAUCAUGGUGCCACUAAAACGAAGAAAAACUCUCCCCUCGGAUGCUGGGAAUACUGUGAGUGACAGCAGUGGACAUAAGGUACCAAACAAGUUCUCUCAAGUUGUUUUGUUCCUGUUGGAAAGAAAAAUGGGAGCCAGCCGAAGAUUUUUCCUCUCUCAACUCGGACGAAAUAAAGGCUUUCAGGUGGCGGACGUGUUCAGUGAAAGCGUCACACAUGUUAUUUCUGAGAAUAACUGUGGCACUGAGGUCAGGACGUGGCUAGAGUCUCAGGGAAGGGGUCAGAGCCUUAGAGUUCACCUCCUGGACGUCAGCUGGUACACAGAGAGCAUGCGUGCUGGUCAUCCUGUGGCGAUAACACAUAGACAUAAACUACAGGAGCAGCAGAUCAGUGAAGCAGAGGUUGCUUUGUUCUCAGUAUCCAGCUAUGCCUGUCAGAGACGAACCACUCUGGACAACCAUAACAGCAACUUGACUGAUGCCUUGUCGCUUUUAGCUGAAAACGCUGAGCUCAAUAAUGAGGACGGACGAGGCGUUGCCUUUCGACGAGCUGCUGCCUUGAUGAAGGCGCUCCCCACACAGGUGAUAAGCAUGUCACAGCUCAGGGGUCUGCCUUGUCUUGGAGAACACUCGCUUAGAGUUAUAAAAGAUGUUUUGGAGAAUGGAGUGUCAAGUGAGGUUGAAUCCACCAAGCAGUCAAAGCGGUACAAAGCACUAAAGAUUUUGACUGGUAUUUUUGGAGUUGGAGCCAAAACUGCUGACCGAUGGAUUAGAGAGGGAAUAUACAACCUUGAGCAGUUACGAGAUUCAGGACAAACACUGAAUCGAGCACAAAAAUCAGGUCUUGAGCACUACGAUGACCUCAACGAGCCGGUCACUAAAGCAGAAGCAGAUGCCAUCGGGGAGAUUGUGCAGAAAGCCGUCGAUUCUGUGCUAACAGGAUCACAGGUUGCUCUGACCGGAGGAUUCAGGAGAGGGAAGCUGACGGGCCACGAUGUUGACUUUCUGAUAACGCACCCAGAGGAAGGCAAAGAGGUGGGACUGAUGCCUAAAGUGGUCGCCUGGUUGGAAUCACAGGGAUUUCUGUUGUACCAGAAAACUACCAGAAACUCAUACCUGGAGUCGAAGGAUGGCCCUGCUCGGCCUGCCUCCAACAUGGACCGCUUUGAAAGGUGUUUCUCCAUCUUUAAACUGACCAAAGGGAAGGAACAAGAAAGCACGCAGCCAGAGGAGCAAAAUGAUCUGAAAACCAAGGACGUUCUCAGACCUCACAUGCAGGCGGACACAGAUCAACAAUUAUGUGAGCUCAGUAAGAAUUACCAGAUGGAAGCUGCAUCACACAAAAUAUGGAGAGCUGUGAGGGUGGACCUGGUGGUCUCUCCGAUCAGUCAAUUUGCUUUUGCUGUGCUGGGCUGGACCGGAUCCAAGUUGUUUGAGAGGGAGCUGCGACGUUGGGCUGGGCACGAGAAGAACAUGUCUCUGAGCAGUCACGCCCUAUUUGAUAAUACACAGAAUAAAUAUCUGAGAGCUACAUCAGAGGAGGAGAUAUUUGCUUAUCUUGGUCUGGAGUACAUCCCUCCAUCAGAGAGAAAUGCUUGAAGUGGCCUGAUCAGCUGCUAUACUGCAUGCAAGCAAGAGCUGGAGGGCAGAAUAAAUGCGUCUGUUGGAAGGGCGGCCUCAUGGCAUGGAGUUGCUGUGUAACUACUAAAGAAAUAUUAUGUGAUUGAACUCAACGAUGACACCCACUCAGCUGACUGAAAUCUUCUUAUUACAUGAAUACAGAAUUUUAUUUAUUAAUGAAAUCCACUAACCAGAACUGAGCCUGUUUAGUUUUUUUAAUAAAUGUGAAAUUUAUAACUGAAAGAGUGAAAACAAACCUUGCUUCCAGUCACAGUGUAAUUUCAGAAAUUUUACAGACUUCCUAUUUACAUAUAAUUUAUGAAUUUUUGGGCCACAAAACGCACACAAACAACUGAUAUGCGAUAAGGAACAUAUGAUUAUAGAAUUUUAUAGAUUUUAUGAGUGCAGGAGCCAUCAAGUGGCUUUAUAGUUAUUUCAACCAUGUGCAGUGGUACAGUACACAGUGAAACGAGACAGUGCGCCUCCAACACUAUGCUGCUACAUAUAACUUAUAAGGCACAAUCAACACAGGACUACAUAACGUGCAACACCAGAUACAACACAUUGCAGACACAACAGUGCAAUAGAAAGGUGCAACAAUGACAGUAGGUUGUGCAAAAAAACCUUGAUGUAUGAAAGUCUGUGUGUACAUGACACUGUACAGAUAAAUGCUUGAGGUAGUGACAUGUAUAAACGUAUGUGUGUGUGUGUCAGUCCAGUCACUGAUUUUUUAGGAGUCUGACGGCUUGGGGGAGGAAACUUUUUUGCAGUCUGGCAGUGAGGGACCAAAUGCUCCGGUACCUCUUGCCACAUGGCAGCAGGGUGAAGAAGCUUUUACAACAGGGCAAUAGGGGCCUAAUCAAUGCUAACAGCUGAUCUUAUUGGCUACCUCCCUGGACUUUUUUGGGGGGGGGCAAUAAUAAUAAUAACGAUAUGCAAUAAUGCUGCAUUUUAUCACACAUCUUGUAUUUUUGUGCCGCUUACAUAAACCUUACUCAGAGGAUUGAAAACUGUUAUGUUUUAUGUAAAGACAAGAUGGCUGUUAGGUUUAUUUCACCACAUCCACACCUGUGUCACGAUGACCUACAUUCAGCAGCAUCCUUAUCACCUUAUCUGUACAUAUAGCUGAAAAGAAACCCACUCAGCUGUUCUGAGAAUAUACAGUGUGAGAUCUCGCAUGUGAAUUAAACAUUUGCGUUGGAGUGUUUCCAUAUCAGUUCUUCUUCUGUUCAACCACACUAAAGAUAGACUGCAGUUUUUAGUGCAAUACAUUGUGCACUACUGAUAGAAAAGGUUCAGGAAGACCUGCUUGUUUUUAUUUUCUGAUAUACAAUAUAUACUGUUGCAGUAAUGCUUCUCAUGAUAAAUAUGUCUUGAUGCAUUUUCAAUCAUUCAGGUAAAGAAAUUCCAACUCUGUUCGAAACGUUUGAUUAGCACUGUUGCCUCACAGCAAAAAGGUCCUGACGUGCGCUUAGUGGGGUUUGGUUAAUUGGUGAUUCUAAAUCACCCAUAGGUGCGAAAUUUCUCUGCGACAUACUUGUGGUCUGUCCAGGUUGUACCCUGCCUCUCAUACUAUGGGAAGCUGUUCCAGAUGUCACUGACAACGGUUAUCUCCAGUAUUGUAAUCUCAGAAACAUAUCUCUAACUGUGAGCAGGAAAGUCCCACCCACCUGCUGUUUGAAACCACAUGUUUGUGAGGAAUCAUAAGAAGGUUGGCUUAAAGAGGAGCUAACAGAGCUCUUUCUGGAUAAUGGAUGAGAUGGGAGUGGAGAAGGGUUUGACAGCAGGCUUUGUUUCUAUUUCUACUUUUUGAAACUCCCGGAACGACAAUUAAGCCUGUAUUUUUUAGAGUCCUGCAAUAAAAAAAAUAAAGUUGUUUUAAAUCUAAGAACCAGAUUUUCAGCAUCACACUGAGGCAGGAUGUUUCUCAUUAAAAAAAAAAUUCCUCUUAAAGAAGGAAAUCCUGGGUAUUUGUUUAAUGAGCAUGCUGAAAGUCAUAUCCCGGUCAAAAGUUACUCCAAACUUUCUCAGUGUUCUUGCAAACCAAGGUAAUGUCACCCACAGUAAGUGUGUUGUGGAACCUCUUUACACAGGUACUCUGUAACCUACACCCUAACCCAGGGGUGGGCAACUCCAGGCCUUGAGGGCCAGUGUCCUGCGGGUUUUAGAUAUCACCGUGGGUCAACACAACUGAAUCAAAUGAUUAGUUCAUUACCAGGCCUCUGCAGAACUACAAGAAAUGCUGUGGAGGUAAUUUAGCCAUUUGAAUCAUCUGUUAUUUUGGAUAACACCGGCCCUCGAGGCCCGGAGUUCCCCACCCCUGCCUUAACUAAAAUGAGACGCAACACUAUGGAGCAAUUUAUGUGAAGACUUUCUGCAAAAAUCCAAAUAAUGUGACUUUUAUGUAGACCGGGGUGGAAUAAAAAUGAUCAAUACUUCAGUGAAAUUACUCAUUUAUAAUAAUAGCACCACCCACUGUACUUGCUACAGUAGGUAGCUAAAUAAGGACUUUGACUGAACCCCCUGAGUUUGCUAACUCAGUUUAUCCUUUGUCCCCAAAUGUUAUUUUGAUGAGUGAUUAAUAUACAUAUGGACACUAUCACUAAUACUAAUACUAUAAUACUAUACAAGGGUCCUUGCAUCAUGUCUUGAUAACUCUAAUGAGAAACUCUAAUGUUCUCGAUCUUAUCUGUUGUUCUAGCGUUAUUCCUCAACAUUAAGAACACUGAUAUAACUGGCUUCUUCAGUGAAGUUGACAGUCUUCCUGAUGAUAGACAGGAAUAGAUAAAUGAUUCUCCAUCACAGGGUUUUACUACUAGAAUGGAAUAAACAGUCUGCUGGAUGCUUUUGCACCUUUGAAAACUUCUCACUGUUUUACUUCAGAAUUGCACCAACAUAAAGAAAAGGAAAUCACCCUUUUCUCUAAACAGCAUCCUUCAACUACCUGACAUUUUUUCCACCUCUGUUUUACUGCCCUGAGCAGUGUAACAAUUUUAGGGUUUUAAUAAUAUUCACUGUGUGAUGAACGAUCUGGAUUUAUUAAGAAAUCUAAACCUUCUGCUGCAUGUAACCCUGACCCACUUUCAUGUGGUUAAGUUCUGCUUAUUCUCUCUCGCUCCUUUAAUAAUUAACAUUAUACAGUCUUCCCUAAUCUCUGGCUUUGUCUUUCUAGAAAAACAAACAGUUGCAGUACAAAUUUACAAAUUCACUCUCACCUUACAUCAUACCCGUCAGUCGUUUUUGCAUUUGAACAACUUGAGUCUCUUUUUUUUUUCACA